AUGGCAUUCAAAGACACCGGCAAGACCCUUGUGGAGCUGGAAGUGGUCAUUCACCGGAUCCGGAUCGGGAUCACCCUCACCAGCGAAAAACUCUGCGAUGAAGGUUCAAAGACUUGGGAUUGGUUCCAGAUGAGAACGCACAAAUGCCUUAUUGAUUUGCACAGUCCUUCUGAAAUUGUGAAACAGAUCACUUCUGUCAGCAUUGAACCAGGUGUAGAUGUUGAAGUCACUGUUGCAGAUGCCUAA
Messenger RNA from Trichosurus vulpecula (common brushtail), 246 nucleotides. RefSeq names its product 40S ribosomal protein S20-like. The record is from RefSeq and is a predicted model, not a curated record. Gene Ontology annotation, biological process: translation. Gene Ontology annotation, cellular component: cytosolic small ribosomal subunit; ribosome. The transcript has 2 exons. Gene Ontology annotation, molecular function: structural constituent of ribosome. Bases 1 to 246 code for a protein of 81 amino acids. Lineage: Eukaryota; Metazoa; Chordata; Mammalia; Diprotodontia; Phalangeridae.